Tachyglossus aculeatus (Australian echidna) is the source of this 1062-nucleotide messenger RNA. RefSeq names its product olfactory receptor 2T12-like. The record is from RefSeq and is a predicted model, not a curated record. Gene Ontology annotation, molecular function: olfactory receptor activity. The transcript is spliced from 5 exons. The coding region runs from base 1 to 1062 and encodes 353 amino acids. Gene Ontology annotation, cellular component: membrane. Lineage: Eukaryota; Metazoa; Chordata; Mammalia; Monotremata; Tachyglossidae. Gene Ontology annotation, biological process: G protein-coupled receptor signaling pathway.
AUGAGGAAGAGCUGGCUGAGGAGGAAGUACAUGAGGGUGUGGCGUCUGGGGUCCAGCCCGAUGAGAAGGAUCACAGUGGCAUUGCCAAGUAGAGCCAACAGGAACGCCAGCAUGAUGAUGAAGGUCCACUUCUGCUGCCACCCCGCCACCCACCCACCUUCCAACGUUAUGCUUCUUGGCCUCAACACCAAUGAGCUUCCUGUUACUGAAUGGUCCUCUUCUCCCAUGGCAUCUCAGCUCCUGCACUCUAUUAACAUUUUCAUCUCUUUAGCAAACCACAGCCUUGAAGUACAAACCUCUAUGUUCUCCCAUUCCCCUACUGUUUGCUCUCCCCUGGUGUUUUCCGUCACCUCCACACCUCUCAAUCGGGAUCAACUUCAAGAAGGUCCUCUUUAUAAAGCAAAGCCAUUUCAAAACGCCAUCUACCUGAGAACAUUUAUCCAAGGUAACCAACUGGGGCCACACAGCUUCUCAGUCUCCUACGAUCGGUUUGUGGCCAUUUGCUGCCCUUUACGCUAUCCCGUUCUCAUGAGCCCCAGGCUUUGUCUCCUCCUGGUGGUGGUCUCCUGGUUGCUCGGAGCGACAGAUGGCUUGGUGCAGGCGGGGGUCACCAUGAGCUAUCGCUUCUGCCGUUCCCGAGAAGUCAACCAUUUUUUCUGUGAAGCCCCUGCUCUGGUGCGCUUGGCCUGCGAUGACACUACGGUCUUUGAGUCUGUCAUGUACGUCUGCUGCAUCGUGAUGCUGCUGAUCCCUUUCUCUGUCCUCAUGGGCUCUUACGGCCUCAUUCUGGGGACGAUACUCCGUAUGAGGUCGAUAGAAGCCAAGAAGAAGACCUUCACCACCUGCUCCUCUCAUCUCAGCGUUGUCGGCCUCUUCUACGGGACCACCAUCUAUAUCUACAUGAGGCCCAGUUCUUAUGACUCAACUGACUAUGACAAGGUGGUUUCAGCUUUCUACACUAUUCUCACCCCUGUGCUGAACGCCCUCAUCUACAGCCUGAAGAACAGGGAGGUACUGCGGGCCUUAAAGAGGGGCCUCAUUGAUUGCAGGUUCAGAAAUUAA